UUUUUAGCAACUUGUAGGAGGAUCGUUGAGACCGCAUCUUUGUAUCUAAGAGAAAAUAAAUGGAAUGAUCAUUUAUAUUCUUGGUCCUUACAAUCAAAAAGGUAAAGGCUGCCGAAGAAAAGGUUCGGUCUCGUCGAAUCAUCUUGUUCAUUUAUAUUAAAGUCGGACUUGGGAACAUUUUCAACAAUCUUCUUGUGAUCUCUGUAUGUGGAUUCUGAUUCUUCAUUCGUGUUAUAAAUAGCCUGCAACUCUAGCUACUCCUUUCAAUCCAUAUACUUCUUCUUCUUCUUCACCUUAUUCAAGAAAAUGGACAAAGUUAUGAGAAUGUCGUCCGAAAAAGGGGUGGUUAUAUUUAGCAAGAGCUCUUGUUGUUUGUCCUAUGCGGUUCAAGUUCUCUUCCAAGAUCUUGGGGUUAACCCUAAGAUCCACGAGAUUGAUAAGGACCCCGAAUGCCGAGAGAUAGAGAAGGCACUAAUGAGGCUAGGGUGUUCAAAACCGGUCCCAGCCGUCUUCAUUGGUGGCAAGCUCGUUGGUUCGACAAACGAAGUAAUGUCGAUGCACUUAAGCAGCUCACUUGUUCCCCUAGUGAAGCCAUAUCUAUGUUAAACAACAAACAAAGAAGGUGUUUAUAUAUGAAAUUAAUUAGCUAUGGAUAUGUCAUUCAAUAAGGAAGAAAAUUGAGCCAAAUCUUUGUAAUGUGUUUUUUGGUAUUAUUAUUGAUUGUGUAACUUGGGAAAGUGCGUAUAAUUGUAAGAUUGUUAUAUUGAUUCGAAGGUAAAAACAUUUUAUGCUAA
Molecule: messenger RNA, 794 nt
Organism: Arabidopsis lyrata subsp. lyrata
Lineage: Eukaryota; Viridiplantae; Streptophyta; Magnoliopsida; Brassicales; Brassicaceae
Product: monothiol glutaredoxin-S11
Exons: 1
Coding region: 307-606 (99 amino acids)
Cellular component (GO): cytoplasm; nucleus
Source: RefSeq, a predicted model, not a curated record